AUGACCAAGGAACAUAAAAAAGAUUCACGUGAUCGGAACCCCGAUGUGACCAACGGCAUUCCAAACAAACGUAAAAGGGCAUCUAUUCACCAGGGUGAAGGAAGCGAUGAUCGUACACAACCCCCGAGAGGCACAUUAUCUUCAUUGGAACGUAAAGCAGCUUCUGUCGCAUUUGAUCUUAAUCUUUCAGGUGCUGAGUAUACAAGGGUUGUGGAGCUGGUUCAAGAUGCGUUUGACGAAGGGAAAGGAUCUCGCGACGACACUGCAUUGUCCGUGAAUACGUUAAAAAAGAUCAAGACUAGGCUACAACAGGACGCUGAUCCAUGCUCGAUAGUGCCUUUCACGCACAAUAGCAUUGACGUCUCCCAAGCGCCUGAUUUUCCUACAAGUCACAUUCGUGAAUUCAAUGAUACUGUUGGCCCUUUGACCCUCGUAUAUCGAAAUAUUCGUGAUUUGUGCGAGCUUCUAUUCUCUCAUCCUGCAUUCGCAGAGACUAUGAUUUUGAAACCGAAAGUAUAUAUGAAAAGUGGAUGCCGGGUUUAUAAAGGACUUGAUUCCGGGAGAUGGUGGGAGGAACUUCAGAACGCUUUUUGGGACGUUCCUCUUUUUGAUAUAUAUACAUCGCUUACAGUGGAUGAUCUUCAUCAACUAGGGGGUGUUUAUAAGCAUUUACUUAAGUGUUUGGAAUCAUUCCUCAACGAAGAGGCUGACGGCAAGACCAAGAUCAAAAUGAUCAAUGCAAGAUCCAAGAUAUUGCCACAAUAUAGUAAUUUGAAACGAUUCAACAAUGGGUUCCUGCUUAGCUUUCUCAAGAAUCCAACAUUCAAUGAGCUGUGUGCUCAUAUGGCGGUUGUCAUGUGCCUGAUUCACGAUUUGAUACCUCUUCAAAUGGCCCUUACUUUUCGUUAUUUCAUUGACUUCUUUCAACAAGCGACCGCCAAGGAACAUACAGAGGAUUCACUUGCGGCGAUGUCACGAUCUUUGAAGAAUUAUUACAAAUACAGUGCGAUUAUGGAACAAUUCUCUGCUAGUGGGAUGAGCUUUCCAAAGAAUCAUGCUCUACUCAAAUAUGCUGGUGACAUCCGACAAUUUGGCACCAUAUCCAGUUUCAGCACUACCCAUUCUGAAAGACAGCACAAACGUGAUUCCAAGGAUCCUGCGAAGCAUGUGAACCGCGCCAAUUGUAAUGCUACAAAGCAGAUGAGCGAUUACGUAUUCCAUCGCGAUUUGUUGGAUGAUACUUACUAUAAUGAAGAUGCGCAUAUACCAGACAAUACUUGUCCACCAAAGUCUCUUUAUACGCUAUGCUCAAAGGUAUCUUCAGCACCUGUCACCAUCAUGAAGCUUACCAAAACAAGGCCUGAUUGCCAUGAUCUUGACGCUCUCAUUAAAGUAUACAUUGAAGAACGAUUUAGACAGCAACCUGCAAGCGAAAGAGAAAGUACAUGGGUCUAUGAUUGCACGAAGGUUUAUGCAUACCAGCAAUUGACGGUUGUAGAGGUUGAUGAGGAUGAUGGAUAUCGCAAGUCCUUUAUACGAGCACACCCUUCUUUCUUUGGAAAUGCGCGAUUCGAUUACGUUGCAUUGAAGGAUAAUGGUGUUGGACAAGCAUUGUUGUUCUUAGAGAUAACGCUUUGUGGAAGGGACGAGACACUACAGCUAUGCCUAUUGAGAAGAUUCACAUCGAUGCCUGGUCGUCAUGCUAGUGGAUUACAAACGUUGCAUGUAGAGGAUGAUUUGAAGAUUGUUUCGCUUGACCUAAUUCUACGUCCUAUACACGUUGUUCCCGAGUUUUCAACCAUGUAUACGGCAGUCGAUGGAUCUAAGCUCUAUCACCAAUAUCUCCUUAAUCAUGAUGUGAAUCGAUACGAAUGGUCUCGCGGAGUAAACAAUCGUUUACACAUCCAAAAAGGCGAUCGUGUCAGCUGGGAAAUCAAAGGUGCUAAGAGGAUCCCGCCAGAGUAUAAGCAAUACGACAGCGAUGGAAAUAAUCAAGAACACGGCAAUAUGAAGUAUAAGGGAUAUAACGAUGAAGAGGAGGAUCAUGAAUACAUGCCGUAA
This is a messenger RNA of Lichtheimia ornata, 2061 nucleotides long. RefSeq lists its product as uncharacterized. Lineage: Eukaryota; Fungi; Mucoromycota; Mucoromycetes; Mucorales; Lichtheimiaceae. The coding region runs from base 1 to 2061 and encodes 686 amino acids. The transcript has 10 exons. The record is from RefSeq and is a predicted model, not a curated record.